This is a messenger RNA of Pedinophyceae sp. YPF-701, 1809 nucleotides long. The record is from the annotation of a GenBank genome assembly. NCBI's taxonomy places the organism in Eukaryota, Viridiplantae, Chlorophyta, Pedinophyceae.
AUGUCCGCUCCCGACCGCCUCGGCCGCAACCGCUCGUACCGCGCGACGAUGGACCGCGACGACGCCCACGGCAACGGCGGCGCCUCCGUCGCCACGGGCGCCCGCACCGCCGCCGGCGCCCGCACCACCGCGCCCGCCGCCGGCCGCCGCAGCGCCGCGACCACCGCCUCCAAGGUCGUCGUCGGCUCCAAGGCCGGCGCCGCGGCGUCCAACGCCCGCCUGCUCUCCAACCAGGCCGCGAUGAACGUCUCGCGCAAGAAGAUCACCGCCACGCUCCCCACGAGCACGCACACGACGGCGGUGGACGACCUCAUGGACCUGGACCGCCCCGGGUCCAAGCAGCGCGCCGGCGCUGCGCGCGCGAGCGUCACGCGCGGGCCCGUGCAGCGCGCCGCCGCGAGCACGACCCGGCUGAACGUCACGCGCCCGCAGCACGCCGACGCGCUCGACGUCCUGCUCGCCGCUGAGAAGGCCGCGUCCACGGCCGCGGGCGCGGUGGCCGCGCAGCCGUCGCCGCUGCCGUCGCCCGCGCCGUCCCGCACGAACAGUCUCGUCUCGGCGCUGCCCGACGCGAUCAACGGCAAGGACCCCGGGGGCGUCGCGGCCGCGGACGCGGCCGAGGAGCUCGCGGACGCGGCGCGCGUCGGCCCGAGCGGCGUCGCGGUCCCCGUCGCGAUCACCGGCGUCCACCGCGUCCGCGGCGGGCGGCCCUACAUGGAGGACCGCCACACCGUCGUCGAGGGGCUGUCCUCCGUGACGUCCGCGAUGCUGACGCGGCAGGGGCAGCAGGAGCCGUCGCGGACGUACGUGGCCGUCUUCGACGGCCACAACGGCGCGGACUGCGCGGAGAUCGCCGCCCGCGACGUACACCGGUACCUUUCGUGCCACGCGGGGUUCAACAUGGAGCCGCCGUCGCCGGAGGUGGACUUCCGCGCCGCGGAGGCCGCCGCGCAGCGCGCCCCGGAGAGCCCGUACCACCGCGACGGCAAGGUCGCGGCGUUCAAGGACGCGUUCCGGCAGGUCGACGAGGACAUUAUCCAAAAGUGCAACAGCGGCGUGGCGCGCGGGGGCUCGACGGCGCUCGCGCUGCUGCGCGAGAACAACCUCCUGUACGCGGCGCACGCGGGGGACUCGCGCGCGGUGCUCGGGCGCAACGGCAAGGCGCUGCGGCUCACCGUCGACCAUAAGCCGAACCUCCCGCGCGAGCGGCGGCGCAUCGUGGACAACGGCGGCAUGGUCGAGCUCGUGGGGUGCUGGCGCGUCAUCAUCGCGACGCCCGGCGAGGGCCGCGUGCUGUCCGGCCUGGCGGUGUCGCGGUCGCUCGGGGACGUGGAGUUCAAGCAGCCGACGAAGCUGGUGACGGAGGAGCCGGACGUGUCGCGGCUGAGGCUGACCCCGAACGACAACAUGGUGAUCGCGGCGUCGGACGGGCUGUGGGACGUGAUGUCGGACCAGGACGCGGUGGAGCUGGCGACGCGCACGGUGCGCGGGUGGCUGCGGCAACGCGACCGCAGCAGCCCCGCGGCGUCGCCGUCGCAGCGCGGGCUGGUCCGGCGGACGUCGCGGUCGGGCCAGUCGCCCAGCGCGCUCAGCAGCACGGCGGCGCGGCUCGGGCUCUCGCGGUCGUCGUCCAAGGUGCUGUCGCCCGGCUCGGAGCCGUCGACGCCGAAGACGGGGCCGGGGUGGGGCGCGGAGCGCGUGCCGCAGGCCGCGGCUGAGGCGGCGGCGAAGGCGCUGUGCGAGCGCGCGCUGAGAGAGGGGAGCAUGGACAACAUCACUUGCGUCGUCAUGCUGCUGCAGUGGCCGUAG